Molecule: messenger RNA, 651 nt
Organism: Staurois parvus
Lineage: Eukaryota; Metazoa; Chordata; Amphibia; Anura; Ranidae
Source: the annotation of a GenBank genome assembly
AUGGAUAUCCGGCCGAAUCAUACGGUUUAUAUUAACAACUUGAAUGAUAAAAUUAAGAAGGAUGAACUGAAGAGAUCUCUGUAUGCGCUCUUCUCCCAGUUUGGCCAUGUGAUGGACAUUGUGGCUUUAAAGACCAUAAAGAUGAGGGGACAAGCCUUUGUAAUAUUUAAGGAGCUCAGCUCAUCUACCAAUGCUUUAAGACAACUACAAGGAUUUCCAUUUUAUGAUAAACCAAUGCGAAUUCAGUAUGCAAAGUCUGACUCUGAUUUAGUGUCCAAGAUGCGUGGAACAUUUGCAGAUAAAGAGAAAAAGAAGGAAAAGAAAAAGAACAAACCCCAAGACCAGGCUGCAAAUGCAGCGAAUAAAAAACCUGCACAGGUUAGUCAAUGUAUACCUGUAAAGGUGCCUGACAACCCACCAAAUUACAUCCUGUUCUUGAAUAAUUUACCUGAAGAAACCAAUGAGAUGAUGUUGUCAAUGUUGUUUAACCAAUUUCCUGGCUUCAAAGAGGUUCGCCUAGUUCCUGGAAGACAUGAUAUUGCCUUUGUAGAGUUUGAGAAUGAGACCCAGGCAGGCUCUGCUCGGGAUGCACUUCAAGGUUUUAAGAUUACACCAUCUCAUGCUAUGAAGAUCACAUAUGCUAAAAAGUGA